Penicillium alfredii is the source of this 933-nucleotide messenger RNA. Its product is annotated as putative mitochondrial oxaloacetate transporter (Oac). Bases 1 to 933 code for a protein of 310 amino acids. NCBI's taxonomy places the organism in Eukaryota, Fungi, Ascomycota, Eurotiomycetes, Eurotiales, Aspergillaceae. The record is from RefSeq and is a predicted model, not a curated record. The transcript is spliced from 6 exons.
AUGUCUACAACCACGGGAGCCUUCAUUGCUGGCGGUAUCGCAGCAUGCGGUGCAGUCACCGUCACCCACAGUUUCGAGACCGUAAAGAUUCGGUUACAAUUGCAAGGUGAAUUGCAGUCCAAGAAUGAGGCCAUGAAGAAGUACAAGGGUGUCCUCCAUGGUGUCAAAGUGAUCCUGCAGAACGAAGGGCCUCGAGGGUUGUUCCGGGGAAUUGGCUCUGCCUACGUCUACCAGGUUCUUCUUAACGGCUGCCGUCUGGGCUUCUAUGAGCCUAUCCGCUCAAACGUCACCUCUGCCAUCUACAGCGACCCCAAGAUCCAAUCUCUCGGAGCUAAUGUCUUUGCGGGAGCGGCAUCUGGUGUUAUUGGGGCUGCGGCGGGAUCACCGUUUUUCCUGGUGAAGACCCGGCUCCAGUCCUACUCGCCCUUCCUCCCGGUCGGCACCCAACACAACUAUAAAAAUUCGUUUGAUGGACUGCGAAAGAUUUACACGAGCGAGGGUGUCAAGGGUGUAUACCGCGGGGUUGGUGCCGCCAUGAUCCGCACAAGUUUCGGCAGUGCCGUCCAACUCCCCACAUACUUCUUUGCCAAGCGCCGUUUGAAUCGACACCUAGGUAUCCAAGAGGGGCCUGCUCUGCACCUGGCCAGUAGCGCUGCUUCUGGCUUCGUUGUGUGUUGCUUCAUGCACCCUCCUGAUACCAUCAUGGCUCGCAUGUAUAACCAGACCGGGAACCUGUACCAGGGUGUGUUCGACUGCCUGUUCAAGACUAUCCGCACCGAAGGGCUGUUUGCCAUCUACAAGGGCUUCUUCGCUCACCUGGCGCGUAUUCUCCCUCAUACUAUCUUGACUCUUAGUCUGGCGGAGCAGACGAAUAAGUUGAUGCGUCGCGUUGAGGAUCGGGUGCUGUCUGACUCUUUCCGAGAGAAACUCUAG